AUGUCGCUUGGGUGCUUGCGUGCUUACUUGCAUACCCUCAACACCAACCAAGCCUCUAGCCCACUCAAGACAAAAAAGGCCCUUAGCGACGACCCGAAUUAUCCUCGUAACCACCACCACCACUCGACUCGUCUACCCACUGCGCUUACCCCCACGGAUGUCGCCCUUUAA
This is a messenger RNA of Pyrenophora tritici-repentis Pt-1C-BFP, 171 nucleotides long. NCBI's taxonomy places the organism in Eukaryota, Fungi, Ascomycota, Dothideomycetes, Pleosporales, Pleosporaceae. The record is from RefSeq and is a predicted model, not a curated record.